AUGGAUGCUCUUCUGCACACUCUGGUUGCCAGAGAUGAGGACAAUGGGGCUUCUCGUGGACGACGGGCAUUGGUGGUGACUGCUGUUCUGACAGCUAUUUCGACAGUCAUUGUUGCAAUGCGGUUGUAUGCUCGACUUGGUCUGAUGAAAAUCACCGGUCGUGAGGAUUGGGCCAUUCUGAUCUCGCUGGUCUUCUCUUUAAUCUAUCUUGCCCUAGUCGCUGCCCAACUGAAUUACGGCAUGGGCAUUCACUCCUCGCUGCUCUCGAGUCAUGUAUUGCAGCAACAACUUAAGUGUUUGUGGGCCGCUAUCCCCAUGUACAACGCCAGCCUAGCAUUCACCAAAUUCUCCAUUCUUUUCCAAUAUCUACGUAUUUUCCCAGGUCGAUCCUUCCGCAUCGCCUGUCACAUCAUGAUCGCCAUUGUGGCCACCUACUCAGCCUGGGCCAUCGUCAGCGGCUAUGUCAACUGCGUCCCCGUGGCCAAAUUCUGGAACCACGACCUACCAGGAACCUGUCUCAACUUCGAAGCGGUCUGGUUUUUCAACGCAUCAAUGAACAUUGCAACCGACAUCACCCUUCUUGUCCUCCCCAUGCCCCUCCUCUCGCAACUACAGCUCCCCCGCAUGCAAAAGAUUGCCCUAAUGGGCGUCUUCGCCAUCGGCAUCCUCGUCGUGGUAACCAGCAUCCUGCGCCUCUCGAGUCUCCGCGAAGUAGCCAAGAGCCCUGAUACAUCAUACAGCAACGUCGGUGCCGCCUACUGGACUGCCGCAGAAUGCAACGUAGCCAUCAUAUGUUCGUGCCUGCCCUUCCUGCGCCCGAUCAUCAGCAGCAUCUUCCCCAAGCUCCUGUCCACGAACAGCUACAACCGCUACACGGGUAACAAGCCCACGGUGACGAAUUUGACAGCCACCCGCACGCAGACCCGUCAUACGCAGCUGUUCAGCCAAAACCAGGAUAAGGACUUUGAUAUGUAUUCUAUCAAUGUCAAGCCUGGGGAUCGGUCGAGUCAUAGCUCCUUUGGGGGGAUCGAGGUCACUACUGAGAUGACUAUUGUCCAGGAGAGUACGAAGCUGGAUAAUGAUGAGCGGAGGUUAGUUGGGGAUGUUUGA
Penicillium soppii is the source of this 1110-nucleotide messenger RNA. Its product is annotated as PTH11-like integral membrane protein. Bases 1 to 1110 code for a protein of 369 amino acids. The record is from RefSeq and is a predicted model, not a curated record. The transcript is spliced from 5 exons. NCBI's taxonomy places the organism in Eukaryota, Fungi, Ascomycota, Eurotiomycetes, Eurotiales, Aspergillaceae.